CCCCGGCGUUCCUUCCUACGUAAACACAGGCUGGGGCUGGAGGUGCGAGGGCAGUGAGCGGUGACAGUUGCUAGGCGGAGACCUUUCCGUGAAGAAAGAUUUAAGAAAGGAUCAGGACAGGCGGGAGAUAGUUAACUGAAAGGAGUCUGCCUCACUGCUGGAACCAAACCAGAUGCCUUCUUCCACUUCACCAGACCAAGGAGAUGACCUGGAGGCCUGUGUUUUAAGGUUUUCAGACCUGGAUUUGAAAGAAACAAGUCUUAUCAAUCCCAGUAGCAGUAUCAAAGCAGAGUUAGAUGUCAGUACAAAGAAGAAAUACUCAUUUGCAAAGAAAAAGGCAUUUGCCCUUUUUGUCAAAACUAAAGAACUUCCAGCACCUCCUUCUGAGUAUAAAGAAAAAUGGUGGAAAUGCUGUCAGCAACUAUUCACAGACCAGACCAGCAUCCACAGACAUGUGGCAACACAACAUGCUGAUGAGAUUUACCACGAGACUGCUUCUGUUCUAAAGCAGCUGACUGUGACAUCGAGCACCUCAAAGACUCUUAAGUCUGCAGACAAAAGAAACCCUUUCAAAGAAGACCUUACCCAUAACCAUGAAGUGUCUGCUUGGCUCCCUGAUACAAGCUGCUUUAGCCCUGAUGAGCUGUUAAGUGGCCACGGCAAUGGUGAAGGGGAGGUGCUACUUUAUUACUGCUACUGUGACCUGGAGGAUCCUGAUUGGAUCUGUGCCUGGCAGACAGCUCUGUGUCAGCACCUGCACCUCACGGGCAAGGUUCGAAUUGCUACAGAAGGAAUCAAUGGGACAGUGGGUGGAAGCAAAUUGGCCACCAGACUCUAUGUAGAAGUCAUGCUUUCCUGCCCAUUGUUUAAGGAUUAUCUGUGUAAGGACGAUUUUAAGACCAGCAAAGGAGGAGCUUGCUGUUUUCCAGAAUUGCGUGUCGGUGUGUUUGAAGAGAUUGUGCCCAUGGGGAUCAGUCCCAGUAAGAUCUCCUAUAAGAAGCCUGGUAUCCAUUUAUCCCCAGGUGAAUUUCAUAAAGAAGUAGAAAAGUUUCUGUCUCAGGCAAAUCAAGAAGAAAGGGAUACUAUCCUACUGGACUGCAGAAACUUCUAUGAAAGCAAAAUAGGACGGUUCCAGGGCUGCUUAGCCCCAGACAUCAGGAAAUUCAGUUACUUCCCUAGCUAUGUUGAUGAAAAUCUAGAACUUUUCAAAGAGAAGAGGGUGCUGAUGUAUUGCACUGGGGGCAUCCGUUGUGAGCGGGGUUCAGCCUACCUCAAAGCCAAGGGAGUGUGCAAGGAAGUGUUCCAGCUCAAGGGUGGCAUCCACAAGUACCUGGAGGAGUUUCCUGAUGGUUUUUACAAAGGGAAGUUGUUUGUUUUUGAUGAGCGUUAUGCCUUAUCCUUCAACAGUGACAUAGUGUCAGAAUGUUCAUACUGUGGGGCCCCAUGGGACCAGUAUAAACUGUGCUCCACUGCCCAGUGCCGCCAGCUCGUCUUGACCUGCCCUGCCUGCCAAGGACAAGGAUUCACAGCCUGUUGUGUCACGUGUCAAGACAAAGGGAGCAGGCAGGCUGCAAGCCCAGCCCAGAGCAGCUUUAAAGAGGAAUGCGAGUGUACAGCCCGACGGCUGCGCGCACCCAGGGAGCUCUUACAGCAGGGGCGACUCCCUGUGGGCCCGGGGCCCCGGCCAGGUGAUGAGGAGGAUGGGCCAUGCUUACCUGAGCGGCCCCAUCUGCCUUUUCCCAAGCCUUCACGGAGCUAGGUUUGGGGCGACCAUGUAUUGGAGAAUAUUAGGGCUGAUCCAGCAGAGAGACAGGGAACUUCAGUGCUGCCAGGGCCACCAUGGACAACUAGUCCCCAUGUUGGCCACCUGUCCUUCACAAGAGGAGGGAAGAGGGAGUUGGGCGCUGGCCUCUUACCGGAGACAUUCUGACUCAGAAGAUGCUAGAGCACAGAAAAAGGCGAGCUGUGUAGGAUCCCAAAGCUGCUGAGGGAGAGACCCUUGAGCCUGGUGACCAGGUCAUGCCCUUUCUAUGCCAUGCAGCAGGGCUGGGAGUAGUCAUUUUUUUUAAUCAGCAAACCUGUCUUUCCUGAUGGCAGAAUGUGUAAGCUGUGACCCUGGAAGUGGACUCCUCGGAACCAGGCCCCUUAGGUCAAUCUGCCAUCCACCCCUACCCCUCUCUCUUCUCUGCUAGCCUCAGAGCACUAGACCAGGAUCUGAAAACUAUGGCAUUUGGCCCACCUCCUUCUGUAAAUCAAGUUUUAUUGGAAUAGCUACACCCAUUCAUUUACAUAUGACCUAUGGCAGAAUUAAGUAUUUACAAGAGAGACAUUAUGGCCUGCAAAAGCUGCAGUAUUUCCAGGCGUACCUUGGAGAUGUUGCGGAUUCGAUUCCAAACCACUGCAAUGAAGUGAGUCACGUGAAUUUUUUGGUUUCUUAGUGCAUAUAAAACCUAUGCUUACGUUAUACUGUAGUCUAUUAAGUGUGCAAUAGCAUUAUGUCUAAGAAAACAAUGUGCGUAACCUAAUUAAAACAUUUUAUCGCUAAAAAAUGCUAACUAUCAUCUGACAGUGCAGGGUUGCCACAAACCUUCAUUUUGCAAAAACCGAGAUAUCUGCGAAGCACCACCAAAAAAGGUGCGCCUGUGCUACCUGGCCCUUUACAGAAAAAAACUUGCCACCUCUAGUCUAGACCAACAGCUCCUCUGGUGGAGGAGAUGGUCUUAAAGAUGUGGUCCACCUUCAUGUGCCAGUGGUUUGGUUUCUGUGAGAGAUUUCCUCCGCUUCCCCCAACACCCACACUCUUAGCUCUGAAGUCCUCUCUUUGAGAGGUUCACAUGAGCCUGGUGACGCCGGAACUUGGGCAGUAGGUUUUAGGCGAACACCUCAGGACACAAGACAUUCUGUGUGAGCUUAUUCAGCACUGCUGGGGUGCUUUCCCAGCCUCUAGCCAACACGUCAGGCGCAUGUCCCUGGCCCACAAGUCCCAAGAAAUACAUGCACAGCCAUUCUUAGACCAACAGAUUUAAUAUUAUAUUGCAGUUUCCCGUGAUGCAGAAUACAGCUGCAAUUGUGUUUCAAGGAGAAGCCGAGUGGGGCUGGCCGUUCCUGCAGCACGGAGACACUCGUGGG
Mesoplodon densirostris (Blainville's beaked whale) is the source of this 3129-nucleotide messenger RNA. It is a transcript of the gene TSTD2, whose product is annotated as thiosulfate sulfurtransferase like domain containing 2. The coding region runs from base 173 to 1759 and encodes 528 amino acids. The record is from RefSeq and is a predicted model, not a curated record. The transcript has 10 exons. NCBI's taxonomy places the organism in Eukaryota, Metazoa, Chordata, Mammalia, Artiodactyla, Ziphiidae.